Sodiomyces alkalinus F11 is the source of this 760-nucleotide messenger RNA. RefSeq lists its product as hypothetical. The record is from RefSeq and is a predicted model, not a curated record. Lineage: Eukaryota; Fungi; Ascomycota; Sordariomycetes; Glomerellales; Plectosphaerellaceae. The transcript has 8 exons. The coding region runs from base 1 to 687 and encodes 228 amino acids.
AUGCUGUUGAUUGCUAAUAAGGAGGAACCUCACUGCAAGGCCCCACCGACUCUCUCUUCACACUUUCAAUGCUUCAAACCGACUCUCUUCCCCCGCUCGUCUGCUGCACGUCAGCGGAUCAUGAAGAAAGGGAUUUGCGAUCCCAGAGGAGACAGAUGCAGAGACUUCGCUCGGCCGCGUCAAGAGAGAGCCGCCCACCAAGCUGCGGCAAUGGCAUCUGUCCCUGACGGAAACGAUAAGGAUCCGCAUCCGUCUGCAUACGAGUCAACGAUUGUGUCCGUACUUUUGAUCAACUACUGCGUCCGAGCCGGUCACAUGUUCCGCAUCGCGCGGAACUUUUUCAGUCAUCCCUGUGAACUCGAGCAAUCGGGACUGCUGUACCAUGACGGGACGCAUCCAAGGCAGGCCCAGGAGCCCGGGGCCAGGGAUGGGGGACGGACGCCCAUGCUCGAUGGGCACGAUGCCACGACCCGCAGCUUCUGGCCGUGUUUUCUCACCGGUUUCCUCCGAACCGUGGUAACUAACCCCUGCACGCUGGCGCUUCUGAGGGGCGGCUUACAGCGUACAAUGUACAUACGUAGCAAUCAAUGUCCCGGCAGCAAUGGCGCCAUUGCGUUCGAGUCCAACGCCUCGAUUUUGUACGUUCACCUCGUCAUUCUGCCAAACUGGGCUGGUCAUCUAGUCUAGAGCCGCCGUAAAAGCCAUGUGCAUACACUUUGAAUAUAGACACGAUAUCCAUACGGCCUAAUAUACAUGCCAC